Messenger RNA from Musca domestica (house fly), 2656 nucleotides. RefSeq names its product paired box pox-neuro protein (gene Poxn). Gene Ontology annotation, molecular function: DNA-binding transcription factor activity, RNA polymerase II-specific; RNA polymerase II cis-regulatory region sequence-specific DNA binding. The transcript has 5 exons. The record is from RefSeq and is a predicted model, not a curated record. Lineage: Eukaryota; Metazoa; Arthropoda; Insecta; Diptera; Muscidae. Gene Ontology annotation, biological process: anatomical structure development; regulation of transcription by RNA polymerase II. Bases 935 to 2344 code for a protein of 469 amino acids.
GUGUUACAGUAGUUGCUGAUUGCGCGACCAAAGCGUACCGUGUUCCGUCGUCGUUCCCCGUUACGUAAAAGAAAAAAACUGAAUCCGUGAAACGCAGAAAAACUGCAAUUUUUCAAACCAAAAAAAAAAAUAAAAAAAAGGAAAAGAACAACCCAAAACACAGUAGCUGGCACUUAGUUAGUCGGUCGUUGCCAAACCGUAUCUCAUUAUCGUGCAAGUUGUGGAUCCAUUAGGCUGCACUCCUCUUGGAGAAUAGCAUCAAGGAAGAAAUAUUAUUUAAGCUUCAGAUAAGAUAAAAACCAAAAAAGUGAAAUAUAAAACAAUUUGGAAAAAUAUUUAAACAAAUAAAUAAAUAACAAAAAUUAUUUAUUUAUCCCCAACUGUUGUAAAAAUUAAAAAAAGUGCAAAUAAUCGAAAACCAAAGGAUAUCUUCGUCUACUGUUUGCAAACACAUAUUAGUCAUAAACACCGCAAGUUCGUGGAAUAAAAAGGCAUAAAAACAACUCCAACGUAAAUAAAUACCUUACGCUAACACGCCGGCUCAAAUCGUCAACUCAAUCCAGUUUUAAGAAGCAUCUAUCCAUCCAUCCAUCCAGUCAUUCAGUCAUCCAAUACCAUUCACCCGUCAUUUUUGUCGUGGCCGUAGUCGGCGGCGUCGUCAUCAUCAUCGCCCCCUUGGACAUUCUAUCCUUGGAAUAGCUGGCACAACAACGGAAUAGCGUAUAACGGCAGACGACGAAGUCAACGCUCAUAAAAAUUCAAGCAAACCGAUUUGCUUUGGGUGUGCGUGCGUGUGUGUGUUUGUGUUUUUAUAGCUUCCAAAAUACUCUCUCUGGACUUUGGAGAUACCAUAGCUGUGAUUAGACGACCGUUGACGUCUCAUUAAAACGUAACGCUCACGCUUAGAGGCUCCAAAGAAUACAGCGACAGCAGAAUGCCGCAUACAGGUCAAGCUGGUGUCAAUCAGUUGGGAGGGGUAUUUGUAAAUGGUCGGCCCCUACCAGAUUGUGUUCGACGGCGUAUUGUGGAAUUGGCGCUGUGUGGUGUCAGACCCUGUGAUAUAUCCAGGCAACUAUUGGUGUCGCAUGGCUGUGUUUCCAAAAUUCUUACACGUUUCUAUGAAACGGGCUCCAUACGGCCAGGUUCUAUUGGUGGCAGCAAAACCAAGCAAGUGGCAACACCCACUGUGGUAAAGAAAAUCAUACGCCUGAAGGAGGAAAACAGCGGCCUCUUCGCCUGGGAGAUACGGGAACAAUUGCAACAACAACGUAUCUGUGAUCCCAGUUCGGUGCCCUCGAUAAGUUCCAUCAAUCGGAUUUUACGCAACAGUGGCUUGUGGACCGAUGAAAUGACAUCAAAUCAACAAAAUGCUGCUGCGGCCGCCGCAGCUGCUGCAGCCUCGGGUAAUCACACAGCCACUACCGGCAGUACUGCACCCUACUCCCUACCCAAUCAAUUGUACAGCAAUUCAUCCAAUCCCUUGCCUCCGGCGGUUAGCGAAGCUGCAGCAGGAUUUCCACACAAUCGCUCGGCCCAUGCCCAACAGACCAUGGCCUUGGCCAGCUCAUAUCGCUAUGCUGAUAUCAACAUGCCGACGGCUUCCAAUACACCAGCUCAUGCCGCAGCAUCCGAACAUCCCAUUAAACCAUCACCAAAACAUCCCAUGGUGGGUCUGGGAGCCACACCCUCCACCUCCACGCCCCAGCUGACACCACAAGAUCUUUCCUAUUCGGCGGCAUUGCAAAAACAUUGGUUUUGGAAUCCCUCUUUGCUCUACUACACCCAACAUGUUCAGGCGGCCACUCAAUUCUUGCCCUAUGCUGCCAGCCAUCCGGGACAAACUCCAACGGCUGCCUAUUUCCCUGCCUCCAUGCAUGGUGGUGGCUAUACCAAAUCUGAGAGUUCAAUUGAUUUGACAACACCCUCGGCCGGGGAUGCGCUCAGCGACUGUGACAGUGGCAAAUCAUCGCCGGCCACCAUUAACUUAAGUUCCACCUCCACAUCAUCGUGCAACAACAAUGCCACAACCAACACCAACAGUCGCAAACGUAAUCCCUACUCCAUUGAAGAGCUGUUGAAAAAACCUGAAAAACGUAUGCGUCUCAGUGGCACACAAAGCCACCUACACUCCUCCGCGUCGGGCGCCCUGAGAUUAAGUCCCAAAAAGGAUGAUUGCAACAUAAGCCUCUGUUCGGCCAGCAGUAGCCACAGCAACAGCAGUCACAUUAGCUGUGUGGGUGAUGAUAGCUGCGAUGAGGCCACCACUCGUUCCCCGCUCCACAAUCCGGCCAAUGGCAACAAUGAUGCGGAGGAAAAUUGUGAAACCGUUGAAGUGGUCAAUUGAGGAGGCAAUGUGAAAGGCGAAUGGUGUCCAAAUUUGUGUUAUUUUUUGUUGGUAGCUGUUUAUUUAAGUUAUUCGAAAGAGAGAGAGAGAGCAAGAGAGUAUUCUUAGUCGUUUAGAGAUUUAGUUUAGUAACAGCAUGGCUAUGGCUGACCAAUGACCUUGAGGGUUAUGUUGUAACUUCUUGAUAAGCGUAUUUAUGUAUUUUAAUUUAGUUAGUUUAAGUAGCCUGAAUGAUUUUUAGCCUUAGAUGAAAAAAAAAGUAAAAGAAAUUGCAAACUAUUACAAAUAAAAUAAAAUCGGUAUGAAAAUAAA